Molecule: messenger RNA, 479 nt
Organism: Phacochoerus africanus (Common warthog)
Lineage: Eukaryota; Metazoa; Chordata; Mammalia; Artiodactyla; Suidae
Gene: SVIP
Product: small VCP interacting protein
Exons: 4
Coding region: 136-369 (77 amino acids)
Biological process (GO): negative regulation of retrograde protein transport, ER to cytosol; negative regulation of VCP-NPL4-UFD1 AAA ATPase complex assembly; positive regulation of autophagy
Cellular component (GO): endoplasmic reticulum membrane
Source: RefSeq, a predicted model, not a curated record
AGCUGAGCUGCCCAGUCACCAAGCCGCCCGGCGGGGGCGGAGCGAGCCCCUUAGACCUGGGGCCCGGGUCUGACAAAGCAGUUUGCAAGGCCUGGUCUGGGGCUGACCCAGGAAGGGGCGUCAGCUGUCGUCCCCAUGGGGCUGUGUUUUCCCUGUCCAACGGAGGAGGCGCCUCCCUCGCCAGACCCGGAAGAAAAAAGAGCAAAGCUUGCAGAGGCUGCAGAGAGAAGACAGAAGGAGGCUGCAUCUCGGGGCAUUUUGGAUGUUAGGUCUGUGGAAGAAAAAAGAAAGAAAAAGGAAAAAAUAGAAAAACAAAUGGCUACAUCUGGACCCCCACCAGAAGGUGGACUUAGAUGGACAGUUUCAUAAAGUAUAACAUAAGUGGAAGAGUCUACUGCCAAUAAUUAAUACCUGCAAUCAAGUGGAAAUCCUCAAUUUAAUCUCUUCUCUUUGAAUAAAUGAAGAUUCAGACUUUGUAA